UUGGACGUUUGUUUUCGCAGCCUUCCCCUCCCCCCCUCGCUGAGGCGGCGGGGGUGCGCGUUGCGAAGGGGGAGCCGAGAGACUCCUCCCCCUCCACGAUACCCCCGCCCCUCCCCCUUACACACUCGCACGCACUAUCGCGCCGGCUCCCACACGCUCGCGCGCCUCCCGCUCCGCGCCUCGGUGUUGGCCGGCAUCGUCCAGGGCCCGCGGAGCCACCAUGUCCACUGCCUCCUCCUCUUCCAGUUCCUCUCAGACUCCUCAUCCCCCGCCGCAGAGGAUGCGGCGCAGCGCCGCGGGUUCCCCGCCCGCCACCCCCGCCGCCGGGAGCGGGAACGGUGCGGGCGGCGGCGGCGGCGGCGGCGGCGGCGGCGGCGGCGGCGGCGUGAGCUGCGCCCCGGUUGCGGGAGCCGGCCGGCUGCUGCAGCCCAUCCGCGCCACGGUGCCCUACCAGCUCCUGCGGGGCAGCCAACACAGUCCCACGCGCCCGCCCGCCGCCGCCGCCUCGCUGGGCAGCCUCCCGGGGCCCGGCGCGGCCCGCGGCCCCAGCCCGCCCAGCCCGACGCCGCCGCCGACCGCGGCCCCGACCGAGCAGGCGCCGCGGGCCAAGGGCCGCCCGAGACGGUCCCCAGAGAGCCACCGGAGGAGCAACUCACCUGAGCGACGGAGCCCCGGCUCGCCCGUGUGCAGAGUGGACAGGCCAAAAUCUCAUCAAGUUCGAACCUCUGGUACAAUCAGGCGAACCUCUUCUUUGGAUACGAUAACAGGACCUUAUCUCACAGGACAGUGGCCACGAGAUCCUCAUGUUCAUUACCCUUCAUGCAUGAAAGAUAAAGCUACUCAGACACCUAGCUGUUGGGUAGAAGAAGGCACAGAAAAGAGAUCACAUCAGCGUUCUGCAUCAUGGGGGAGUGCUGAUCAACUAAAAGAGCAGAUUGCCAAACUGAGGCAGCAACUACAACGUAGUAAGCAGAGCAGUCGGCACAGUAAGGAGAAGGAUCGUCAGUCACCUCUCCAUGGCAACCACAUAGCAAUCAAUCACACUCAGGCUACUGGAUCAAGAUCAGUCCCUAUGCCACUGUCAAAUGUAUCAGUGCCAAAAUCAUCUGUUUCACGUGUGCCCUGCAAUGUAGAAGGAAUAAGUCCCGAAUUAGAAAAGGUAUUCAUUAAAGAAAAUAAUGGGAAAGAGGAAGUGUCCAAGCCUGUGGAUAUCCCGGAUGGUCGGAGAGCCCCCCUCCCUGCUCACUACCGGAGCAGCAGCACGCGCAGCAUCGACACGCAGACCCCCUCUGUGCAGGAGCGCAGCAGUAGUUGCAGCAGUCACUCACCCUGUGUCUCCCCCUUCUGCCCCCCGGAAUCCCAGGAUGGUAGCCCUUGCUCAACAGAGGAUUUACUCUAUGAUCGUGAUAAAGACAGUGGGAGUAGCUCACCGUUACCCAAGUAUGCUUCAUCUCCCAAACCAAACAACAGCUACAUGUUCAAACGGGAGCCCCCAGAGGGAUGUGAGCGAGUGAAGGUCUUUGAGGAAAUGGCGUCUCGCCAGCCUAUCGCAGCCCCUCUCUUUUCAUGUCCUGACAAAAACAAGGUUAAUUUCAUCCCAACCGGAUCAGCUUUCUGUCCUGUAAAACUUCUAGGCCCUCUCCUACCUGCCUCUGACCUGAUGCUCAAGAACUCUCCUAACUCUGGCCAGAGCUCAGCUCUGGCCACCCUGACCGUCGAGCAGCUCUCCUCCCGGGUUUCCUUUACGUCUCUUUCUGAUGGCACCAGCGUGACGGGCUCCACAGAGACCUCUGUCCAACAGCCAUCCCAGCAGCCACAGCAGCUCCUGCAGGAACUGCAGGGUGAGGAGCACAUCUCCGCUCAGAACUACGUGAUCAUCUAAAGCAGAGGGGGAGCUGGCCUCUACCCUGUGUUCCCUGGAUUAGGAACUAGAUCUCAGACAUCUAUCUGCAUGGAGUGACAAACUUCCUGACACCACCACCAACAACAGAAUACUUAUCAGCAUCAUAAAGUAUCUCUUAACACCGAUCUUGGCAGGGACGGAACUCCUAUUCAGCAGUUUUUGUGGAAAGCAGUAAUGCUUGCAAAAAUGUGUGUAUCAUUCAGCAUUUUAAGUGGAGACUAUGCAUUUCAUAGUAUGUUUGACAGAUUAGUACUGUGUCCUGUGUUUUGUUCCAAACUCUUCAGUAUAAAUAAGCUCUAUAUCAGAAAGUUGCCUGUCUAAAUAGAAAAUGUCUUGCUGUGUUUUGUCCUAUGGAAAAAUACUGUACUUCAGAAUUAUGUUUACAAUUGAUCCAGGUGUUUGUUUCUAACUUCUGUAAUACAUACAAUGCAAAAAAAUAAAUAAAUAAAUGGCCACAACAGUUGCACAGUGCCCACCCUAUGGCCUAGCUUCAGGUACUUCAGUUGAAGUCUAAACUCAGGUAACUUGGAAUGUAUAUCAUAUUGGGAUAUUAACUAUUUCACAGCUAAAAAGCUAAAGAGGGAACAUCACUCUUUUGCCUUUUCUUAUUUUAUGCAUUUCCCUUUCCUCAUUACAUUCCACAUUCUUAGAAUAAGAAGUGCAUUCAACCCUAGGAGAACAGAAAUCCUGGACAUGGGUGAACAUGAGGAGAACCAGCAAAUCUGUGGUGUCUGACAUCACUUUUGUCAUGUGGUUACACGUAAAACAACUGUUGCAUUCACUGUUUCAACAUGUGUAAA
Messenger RNA from Eubalaena glacialis (North Atlantic right whale), 2703 nucleotides. RefSeq names its product glucocorticoid induced 1 (gene GLCCI1). NCBI's taxonomy places the organism in Eukaryota, Metazoa, Chordata, Mammalia, Artiodactyla, Balaenidae. Gene Ontology annotation, cellular component: cytoplasm. The coding region runs from base 221 to 1882 and encodes 553 amino acids. The transcript is spliced from 8 exons. The record is from RefSeq and is a predicted model, not a curated record.